Molecule: messenger RNA, 2043 nt
Organism: Phacochoerus africanus (Common warthog)
Lineage: Eukaryota; Metazoa; Chordata; Mammalia; Artiodactyla; Suidae
Product: probable G-protein coupled receptor 148
Exons: 3
Coding region: 306-1220 (304 amino acids)
Biological process (GO): G protein-coupled receptor signaling pathway
Cellular component (GO): membrane
Molecular function (GO): G protein-coupled receptor activity
Source: RefSeq, a predicted model, not a curated record
AGGGGUCCCAGGUCUGAGGACUCAGGGUUCUGGGAGAAGUCAGAGUCGGGCUUGUCCCUGGGUCCACAUCUGUUAGAUGCUGGGUUUGGGAGUUCUUUGCAGGAUUCAUAAAGAAACUCCUGCUGCUCUUCCACAUACUUUUUCCCAGAAAGGAGAACUUUUUCCACUGGCAGAAAAGACCUCCGCUGGUGAAGGCAGGCCCAUCACCCACAUUUAUACACAUCCAGUGUUCCUCUGAUUUGUGGUGUCUGUUCAGGAAUGGUUGCCUGGAGGACCUCCAAAGGAGCCAAGGUGGCCUGAAGAUCAUGAACGUGUCUUCCGAGCACUGCAACACGUCACAUUGGCCGAGACUGGAAGCAACAGUGAAGGCCUCUGUAUACGUGGUGGCUUUCUGCUUUGCCACCUUCACCACAGUCCUCAUCGUCUCCAUAGUGUCACAGAACUCCAAGAUGAGAAGGGAGGUCCGAUACAUCCUGCUUUGCCACCACCUGCUGUGCAUCUCCUCCUACUGUGGCCUGGGGGUGGUUUUCCAGGGGAUGCGGGCCAUGCUGGCCAACAGCUCCCUGCUGAUGUGCUGGGUGGUAUUCGGGGCACAGCUCAGUGUUGGGGAAGGGAUUCUCUUCACUCUGGCCCUGAUGGCUGUCCACACCUACCUAGUGAUUUGCUGGCCUUUGAAAUCUCUGUCCUUUGUAGAUUCAGUUAAAUACCGGAUUCUGGCUGGGAUCUGGGUAAUCAUUAUACUGAAGAAUGUUUGCUUAUUCUUCAUAGAGGGCACUAACUCCACUUGGGUUGCUCUUUUAAAACCUGAACCCCUUUGCCCGGUGAUCUUGAAUGGCAUUCCUGCCAGAGCCAUCGGCAUGGCUUUCCUUUUCCUCCUUCUGUCUAUCAUUCUUCUAAGUUACUCUCUGAUAUACAAAGAAGGGAAACGGGCUGGCCACUUUAAUCAGUCCAAUAUCAAGGCAAGGAAAACAGUCCUUAUCCAUUUAAUGCAGUUGGGUUUGCAUGUAAUACCAACCCUGUCAUUCAUAGGUUUGGGAAAGAAGUGUGGCGUGUUUUUCUCUGCUUUAAAUCUGGUGCUCUUUGCAGUCUUUGCAUUUGCCCAGUGUUUUAACCCUCUGAUCUAUGGACUCUGGAAUAGAGAGCUGCAAAGCAGAUUAUACUAUAGGAUGUGCUGUCAACAGCAGUGUGGCCACACGAUGAACAGCAGAGGGACAGUUUAAACCAAAAUUGAGCCAUUUUAAAUCAAUAAUGCUAGUCUUAAUGAAUGGACCGUCAGCUAAGGUGGAAGAUUUGCUGUUUAUUCAAAAUUGAUGCCUCAAUUUGAUUUUGAAAGUAAUAUGAGCAAAUCAAACUUAUUCACCUGGCUUAGAAACCGUGUUGCUGUAUACACUGAGUUGGCCUCCGUGAAAUCAUUUCAUGUCUUUAAACUGAGAUUAGCAUUUGGGGCAGCAUGCCUUUCUGUGUUUUAGGAGUUGGUCAGCUUUUGAGAAUGCACUUGUUUUUAGAAACUGAGAUAGAGUCCAUGGUUGAUAGGAGGAGAAGUUUGGAUCUUCCCCUUAUAUUAAUUAGCGGUAGAUUUGGCUACAUAUAAUAACAAGUCAGAAACAAAAUAAUAGUGAGUAUAAAAAGUUAGAGACUGAUUUUUUUUCUUAUGUAAAAGAAAUCCGGAGAUAACACAAUCCAGGCUUAUGUGGCCACUCUGCAGGCCACAGGCUUAUUCUCUUCUACUCUACUCUGUGGUUAGUUUACUACCUCAUGACCCAAGAUGGCUAAUAGUGCUCCUGUCAUCACAUUUGCACUCCAGCCAACAGGAAGGAGGAAGGGGCAAAGAAAUCUCCAUACCUUCCUUCUAAAGACAAUUUCUAGAAGUUAAGCAACACUUUUUCUUACAUCUAACUGGCCAAAAUUUAGUCAUGUAGUUAUGACCUAGAUUUAAGGGAGAGUGGGAGGAAAUUUUAGUAGGGUAGCAGUGUCUCCAGCUAAAAAUUGGGGUCAUUAAUACCAGGAAAGGAAAGAAAAAUGGAUAUUAGGAGGCAAAAUUAU